Molecule: messenger RNA, 4253 nt
Organism: Malania oleifera
Lineage: Eukaryota; Viridiplantae; Streptophyta; Magnoliopsida; Santalales; Ximeniaceae
Product: pentatricopeptide repeat-containing protein At5g15280, mitochondrial
Exons: 1
Coding region: 211-3981 (1256 amino acids)
Molecular function (GO): protein binding
Source: RefSeq, a predicted model, not a curated record
AAUAUUUAAAAUUUUUGAAACGAAAGGUGAAUCAGAGCAAAGCUGAAUCUCUUUUGCUCUUAAUAAUAUUAUACGGACCUAAGAUGAGGUCGUUCCACAGCCAAGUUCCGUUUCUCAUGGAGGAGCUUCGUGUUUGGCUGUUCUCGUUCUUCUUUCCCCGAAGUGAACAUUGAACAACAGCGUUUCAGGAAGCCCAAAUGCAGCCAUUGGAUGAGAAGAAGUACCACUAUAAUCAUAGUUCUCUGCUAUCGAAUGCUCCAAAUUGUCUACAGUUUUCGUCCUCCCAGGUCUCGCAUUAUACAGGUUCGUCGUCUCAUCUCCCACUUCUCAGUUCCUCUCACCAAGCAUAGCUUCUAUUCCUCUUCUCCUACCCAACCAUCACCAUCAUCAUCUUCAAGACAUGGCAGUAACAUAACCCCUUUAGACUUAUCUACUAUUAGAGCUUCUGGAAUUGCAAAAUCAAUCAUAUCGAGAUGUUCCCAUCUUUGGGAGAAGAAAACCGCCGAGCCCUUUGACCAAUACAAUCUUAAGGACCUGCUUUUCAAGAUUUUUGAUAUUUCACCCGAAACAGCGCGCAGAUUUAUUAGGGUUUCGGAGCUGAAACCAGAAGAUGUUCUCGAAAUAUUGCUGGGUUUUCAGUUUGAUUGCGGAAAACCCACGAUUGAAGCUAGAAAGGUGGGGUAUUUGUGGAAAAUUUUCAAGUGGGCUGGUAGCCAACAUGGGGAUUUCAAGCACCUUCCUCAGUCUUGCGAGGUCAUGGCCACAAUGCUUAUUCGGGUGGGCUUGCUUAGAGAAGUUGAAUACUUGCUUUCAACCAUGGAGGUCAGGGGAUUUUCUUUGGAUAGUCAUGAAAUUUUCGAUAAUUUGAUUAGAGGGUAUGUCAGUGCUGCUGAAUUAGACCGGGCUAUUUCAAUUUAUGAUCGAAUGAGGGUGCUAGGUUUAGUCCCAUCCCGGUUGUGUUAUUGUGUUCUUCUUGAUAGUUUGGUCCGAAUGAAUGCGACGCAAUUGGCAUUGCGAGUUUAUAUGGAUAUGUUGGAGAGAGAUUUUGAGUUGACUAAUGCUGAAAUGGCUACUUUUGAGAGUGUUAUUAAGCUUCUUUGUAGGAAUGGUAGGAUUCAAGAAGCUAGAACUGUUACUAAGAAGGUUUUGCAUUUGGGUUUAGAGCCCAGCGGUGUAGUCCUCAAUGAGAUUGCCAAUGGAUACUGCCGGAAAAAUGAUUUUGAGGAUCUUCUGAGUUUCUACACUGAAAUGAGCGGCACACCGGAUGGGCUGGCUGGCAACAGGUUUGUAUUUUAUUUAUGUAGCAAUUUUGGUACAGAAAGAGCUGACAAGUUUAUGCGGGAGUUGGAGCAUUUAGGUUUUUGUCCCGAUGCAGCAACCUAUGGGAUUUUAAUUGGUUGGAGUUGCUGUGAAGGAAGAAUGAAGAAUGCCUUCAUUUAUCUAUCUGAGAUUUUGUCAAGAUGCUUGAUACCUGAUAUAAGUUCCUAUAAUGCUCUUAUUAGUGGGUUAUUUAAAAAGGGCAUGUGGAAGCAUGCUCAAGACAUACUUCAUGAAAUGGUUGAUAAGGGCAUUUCACCUAAUCUGUCUACUUUCAGGGUUCUAUUAGCUGGUUAUUGUAAAACCAGGCAAUUUGAUGAAGCCAAAGGGGUGGUUCAACAGAUGGUGAACUGUGGCUUGAUUCAAUCGUCUUCAAUGGAGGAUCCACUUUCCAAUGCAUUUCUAAUUCUGGGGUUCAAUCCAUUGGCUGUGAGAGUGAAAAGGGACAAUGAUGUGGGGUUCUUUAAAAAAGAAUUCUAUGAUGAUCUUGGGAAUGGGCUUUAUUUAGAGACAGAUCUGGAUGAAUAUGAGAAGACAUUAGCUAGCGUUCUUGAAGAUUCCAUGGUUCUUGAUUUCAACUCGCUUGUUGUGAAAGAAUGUGGUGAUGGAAAUUUGAAAACAGCGUUGGCAAUGGUAGAUGUAAUGAUUCUGUGGGGGCAAGAACUCUCUUUGCUCGCCUUCUCAGUAUUGGUGAAACGACUUUGUGAAUCACACCGCUAUAUGAUGAAAAUUAUCAGUCUUGUGGAGAAAAUGCCAGAGUCAAUUGAUCAACUUGAUCAAGAAACUCUUAAUUUGGUUGUCCAAGCACACAGCAGAAAGGGAUUCCUAUACAAGGGGAGGAUUAUUUUGGAUAGAAUGUUCCAGAGGCAUCUAAUAAUCAAGAGUGAGACGUACACUGCUCUAAUAAUGGGUUUUUGCAAAGAAGCAGACUGGAAAGGACUUCUUGAUUGCUGGGAUCUUGCCCGCAAAGAUAGUUGGGUACCUGAGUUGAAGGGAUGUAGGCUUCUUGUCGGUUCUCUGUGCCAGCUAGAAAUGCUGAAGGAAGCAGUGGAACUUUUCGAAACAAUGUUAGUGUCAUAUCCCCACCUAAGAUCAGAUAUUUGUGAUGUAUUCCUCGAAAAGCUUUGUGUUACGGGUAAUACCAGCAUUGCGCAUGUUUUGGUGGAAGAACUUCUACGGCAGGGUUGCAUGUUGGAUGUCACAGUUUACAGCCAUCUUAUGAGAGGGUUUUGUGAAGAGAAUAGACUUUCAGAAGCCUUCAUGAUAUAUAAUGUUGUGCUAUCUAAGCAGCAGGCCCCAUGUUUGGAUUUUGAAAAAUCUAUUGAAAUGAAAGAGACAUGUUUGAGAGUGCGGUCUUCAAUCUCAAUAUCUGUCCAUGCUGCUUUAAUAAGUGGGUUUUGUAAGGCAGGAAAGGUAGGAGAAGCAGUCAAUCUGUUUCAUGACAUGUUGGAGGGGCUAGCUACAAAUGGCAAAACUUUGAACGCACUGGUUCAGGGUCAUUGCCGAGAGAAUAAUUUAAGGGAAGUUGGAGAGCUACUUGGUGCUAUGAUGAGAAAGAAUUUAAGUGUCUCUGUCUCAAGUUACCGGAAAUUAGUGCAGUUGAUGUGUAUUGAGGGUAAGUUCCUUCAGGCGUUAACGUUGAAAGAGCUUAUGCUGAGAGAAGGCAACUACCCUUGCAUUAUCAUAUAUAAUAUUCUGAUUUUCCAUCUGUUAACAGCGGGUAAUGAUUCACUUGUGUGUACACUUCUAAAUGAAUUGCAAGGGAAGGGAUUGCUUCCCAAUGAGGUCACUUAUAAUUUUCUUAUUUAUGGAUUUUCAAAAUGUAAGGAUAUGUCAAGUUCUAUGCAGUAUAUGACUACAAUGAUAUCCAAGGGAUUCAAGCCAAGCAGUCGCAGUUUGAAAAUUGUUAUAUGCCACCUGUUGGAUGCUGGGGACAUUGAAGGAGCCUUGGAGUUGAGUCGGUCCAUGGAAUUGAGAGGCUGCUUUCAUGGUUCAGUUGUUCAAAAUGCUAUUAUCGAGUGCCUUCUGUCUUGUGGUAAGCUCAAAGAAGCAGAAAAUUUUUUAGAUUGUGUGACCGAAAUGGGUCUGAUUCCUAGCAAUAUCAAUUAUGACAAUCUAAUCAAGAGGUUUUGUUGCUGUGGGAGACUAGCGAAGGCAAUUGAUCUUCUGAACAUUAUGUUGAAGAAAGGAAGUAUUCCAAGUCCUAUCAGUUAUGAUUAUCUAAUUCAAGGUUUCUGUAGCAAUAAAAAAUUGGAUCAAGCUGCAGAUUUCCAUGCUGAGGUGUUGGAAAGGAACCUUAAGCCAAGCAUCCACACAUGGAACAUGCUUGUUGAUAAAUUCUGUGAAGAGGGGCUCACAUCAGAAGCAGAGAAGCUUUUGGCUACCAUGGUUCAGAUUGGUGAAACUCCAACCAGGGGGAUGUAUCACUCUGCAAUUAACCGUUAUCGCCUCGAAAAUAAUUCUAGGAAGGCUGCAGAGCUCUUGCAAGCUAUGCAGCAAAAUGGUUAUGAACCAGACUUUGAGACUCACUGGUCGCUCAUAAGCACCUUAUUUAAUUCCAAGGACAAGGAUAAUAGCAAUAGCGCCCAAGGUUUUCUGUCGAAGCUUCUUGCUGGAAGUGGAUUUGGUUGGAGGAAGGAUAUUAACAAAGUGAGAAAGGGUUAAUGCAGCAAGAUAACAUACGGGCUUCUAUUUCUUUAUUAUUAUUUUCAAAAAAAUCAGAAAAAAUAAUAAUAAAGGGUCAAUGCCACAAGAUAACAUAUGGGCUUCUAUUUCUUUAUUAUUAUUUUCUAAAAAAUCAGGAAAAAAAAAAAAAUAAUGCCUCUUGUUAAUCCUACCCAUCUGAAAUGCUUUGCCAGUGUAGUUGUAUACUUGUACACCUGUAUGGAUCAGUACUGAUAAUUUUUUUUGUAAAAAAAUGGCUAGUUUGCUGACUC